AAACAGUUGUGAAUAAAACUUGUAACCGUAAAGUGUUAAAAAAAGAAACGAAUAUAACGAGCGCGUAAAAAUUAUAAAGAAAAAUAAUUAUCAUUACAAUUUUAAGAUUUUUUUUUUUGGUUUCGUCUUAUAAAAAAAAUUAAAACAAAUAAUAUAAAAAAACUGUGAUAAAUAUAAAAUUAUACAACAAAAAAAAAAAAAAUUACAAAAAAGUAAUGUCUCAAAUCAACACAACAAGUCAUAACAGCAGUCGUCGGAGUAGUGGAAUAACCAUGUCCACGAACUGCCAACAUUUAAAAAUGUUUUUCGUAUUGGUACUUUUCACAUGCAGCCUUCUGCAUUGUGUUCAUGUUGCCGUUGGAGAAAAUGAUGCACGUUUUGUAUACAAUAAAUCAAAAACGGAUGCAGCAACCAGUGCAGAAACUACAGAUACAAAUGUUAAACUACUCGAAGAAAACGAAACAGAUCCGAUUCCCAUGGAUUUUUAUCGACAACUAAAUAAUAUAACAGACAUAUCGGAAUUUAUAGAGAAAUUUAUUGAUCCUGAAAGUAUAGACCCACAAUUAGGUAUACAUGAAAAUUUAAAACGAAACGUGGAAAGAGCCGCUGUUAUACGUGCUAAAGCUGCAAAUUGUAUACCCGAGAAUACAGUCGUCGAUUUAACGCCCAUUAACCCCAAAAGUAACUAUUUUCCCCGCUGUACACGUGUCAAACGUUGCGGUGGCUGUUGCAGCACCCAAUGGAUGUCGUGUCAACCGACAAAAACUGAAAUUGUCAAUUUUCAAGUCUAUCGUUAUUGCUAUGAAGAGGUAAAGGCAAAAUUUUGCGGUUUUGAGGUGAUUCCCGUGGAACAGCAUUUAGAAUGUAAAUGUGAUUGUCGCAAAAAACCAGAGGACUGCAAUUCGUAUCAACGUUACCAGGACUGUCGCUGUCAUUGCAUUAACGAUGAGGCCCGUGAGAAAUGCAUAAAUUUGGAACACAAAAUAUGGGAUGAUGAAAAUUGUCGUUGUGUGUGUAAACAGAAUGAGAAUUGUACGACAGGUUCUUAUUAUGAUGAGAAUCAAUGCAAAUGUCUACUGUUAAAUGGUAAUGGGGAUAUUGAUAGUGGAGAUAUUGUGGUUCCUCCGAUUGUUAAUAAUCGUCGACGCUUUUUUGUCAAACCCAUAGAAGUAGAUCCCGAUAAUAGCACAAUUUAUGAGGUAUAAUUUCUUUAAAAAGAAAAUCAUAUUUUAGUUUAAUACAUUUAUUUUAGAAUUUAUUAAUUAUCAGUAUUUAAUGUUCAAAAAAAAAAAAAAAAAAAACAGUUUAAUCAGAAACCGCACAUUUUAAUUUUAAUUGUUUAAAAAGAAUUGUAAUUUAGUCAUUUAUCAAGGUAUGCAUAAAGACUGUAAAUCUAUCAUAUCUAAUAUUGAUAAAGUUUCUUUAAAGUUUUUUUUAAAAAUUUCUUUAAUGUUUCUUUGUUUGUUUCCAAUUUAACUAUUUUAUUUAAAAAAAAAUCUAUUAUUUAUGCCUUUGUAUGUCUGUAUAAUUUAAAAAUUAAAUAUUUUUUAUGUUUUUUUUUAGUAAUUUUAUUAAAAUUUUAAUAUUAAUGUUAAGUUUAGUUUAGACUUUUUUGUCAUUUUGUUUUUCCAUUAAAAUAUUUUCAUAUGUCAAAACGCCUUAGCAAUCAAUCAAUGUGUUAGAAAUCUAUGAAAAUUCUAAUCUUGGACUAGCUCCAGAAAGUUAUAGAGAACAUAUACACAACCUUGAAAACAGUAGUCUAUUUUGGAGUAAAGACCAAAAAUUUUUUCGAAAUUGUUUUAGGGUAGCUUUAUAAAGUCGAUACUCGUUCGAAUUUGCCAUUCUCGGAACUAUUUCCAAGAAGGUUAUUAAGAAUAUUUACUAUAUAGUUCUUCUUUAAGCGAAAUUGUGUUCGAAACUAUUGAAAUUUUUUAACCAAUUUUUGAACAAAUCGCGAAAAAUUUUAAUCAUUUAGUCGCCACUUUUUUGUGUUAAAAGGAUUUUCAUAAAGGAUAUACGAAACUUUGGGGGCUAAGGUCAAAUAUGAACCGAUCCUAACAAAAUUUGUUGGAGGGAUUUUUGUUGCCAUUAAAGUUAAUCAUGACGAAUUUCAUUAAAGGAAUUAACGACGUUCAAGCAUUUUCAGAGAGGGUCUUGCAAGGGGCUAAGAUUAAAUCAUUUGGGGGCUAGGUGAAAUAAUGGACCGAUAUCAACCAAAAUCACAAGGGUUCGUCUGGGUUAAAAGUAAUGCGUGUACCAAAUUUCAUUCAAAUAUCUUAAAAAUUACAACCUGUAGUUUGAUUACAAGGACGGACGGACAUGUCUUAAUCGAUUCAGAAAAUGAUUCUGAGCCGAUUGGUAUACUUAAAGGUGGAUAUAUGGGACCAUUAAUUCUAUCCGUUACAAACAUCAGCACAAAUCCAUUAUACCCUCCCCACUAAAGUUGUGUAGGGUAAAAUUAUUUUAACCAACAAAAUUAAAAUUAUUUUAACCAACAAAUAAACGAUAACCGGAGCUGGAGCUAACGGGCCUUAAAGUUUUAACUGAUGCCUGAUGGAACAAUUAUAGUAUCAGUGUAAAACUCUUGCCAAAGAGCUGGUUCUAAAUUGAAGCAUAACUGAUCGAAUAAGAUUUCGUAGCGAAAAUACAUUUCGAUAUUAAAAUUUUGCAAAUUUGUAUUAGAUUUCUUAUUCGAUAUCGAAUGCCAUCAUGUCAAAAGGGAAAUUUACGAUAAAUUUAAAAUCUUCUUAAGGCUCUGUCGUACAACUUUCUUGAUCUAUUGCUGGCUACUUUAUGUAUACCCAUUGUGUUUUGCUACCCUAAAAUCAGUAUAAUAAAAAGCCCACUUUACGAUUUUUGAAGAUUCUAGCUGAAACAGUUUCCCAGAUAUACGAAUUUUUAUAUUUAAUUCAUAUGGGAGCUGAAAGACCGCUAAUUUAUCACCCAAAUGUCCACUAAUAUGUCAGAGUUCUUGGUGAAAAAUUCUAGGAUUCUAGCUCUAGUAGUUUCCUAGAUAUACGUGGGAAACCUCCCUAAUAAAAGUCAGCCCAUUUUUCACCUAAAUAUUUACUUGGAUGUUAAAAUAGAUUCUAACUCUUAAUAGUUUCCCUGAUAAACGAAUUUUAUUAUUAAAUUCAUAUGGAAGAGGUCACGACCUCUGUUGAUGGGAAUUUUCUUUAUAUAGGAGUUGCUACGCCUAUUGUAUCUGCCCAUUUUAUCCCCAUGUAUUCAUAUGGAUGUCAAAGUUGUCCAUACAAAAUUAGAAAAUUUAGCUCUAGAUAUGCGAUUUUUAAUACUUCUUUUGUAUGAGGGCGUGGCACGUCGCCCACUUGAAAUUUUUAAGUAAAAAGUAGCCUAUAUAUAGUUCCUUCCAGACAUACAGGAACAUUUCAGUGGAAGACUUUUCUUGGUAGUUUAAGCGUAGUAAACUACCACGUUAACCAACCAGAUCGUGAAUCGAGCUAUAAGUUUAUGGCGGAUUUUGUUCGAAACUUGUAGAAAUAUAUUUAUUAAAAUCCUAAUUUUUGAAUAAAAAUUUGUACUUCUUUUGGGCGUUUUGGCAUUUUAAUAUUUACUUUAAAUAUCUUCAGCACUAAAAGUUCUAACUGUUCGUUUGUUUAAGCUUUUAAAAACAUAAUCAGAAAACUUUUUUUCUAAAAAAAAAAAACUAACAUGGCAGCCUAUUUUAGUUAAAAAAAUACCAGUUUAAACUAUUGUAAAUAUCAAAAUUAAACUAAAGAAAAUAAACACAAACUUUAGGCCCAUAAAUAAGCAAAUGUCUAAAAUAUAUUACUACCCUAAUGUACUUUUAUUAAUCUUUUAAAUAUUCUAUCUAUAAAUUAAUCAUAGAACGAACAGCUUAAUUGUAACAAAAAAUGUUUAUCAAAUCAAUUAAAAAUUAUUAUUAAAUGUAUGUUAAAAUUGUGUUUUAGCCAUUUGGUCUAAUUUAUUAUAUUAUCCUUUAUAAUUUUAAUGUUAA
Messenger RNA from Lucilia sericata (common green bottle fly), 3979 nucleotides. RefSeq lists its product as uncharacterized. Gene Ontology annotation, biological process: positive regulation of protein autophosphorylation; positive regulation of cell population proliferation. Gene Ontology annotation, cellular component: membrane. The transcript has 7 exons. The record is from RefSeq and is a predicted model, not a curated record. NCBI's taxonomy places the organism in Eukaryota, Metazoa, Arthropoda, Insecta, Diptera, Calliphoridae. Gene Ontology annotation, molecular function: growth factor activity; growth factor receptor binding. Bases 216 to 1205 code for a protein of 329 amino acids.